AUGGCUUUGUUCUGGGUCUCUAAGGGUUUAGGGCCAAACGUUGGAAAUUUGGCUAGAAGUCAAUAUUCUUCAAAUUUUGUUUUAACUAAUGGUUCAAAAUUAUUAUAUUCUUCUUUAAGGAAUGCCAAAGAUGUUAGAUCUUCGCCCACUGCCAUUGUAUUUAUGAACAUGGGAGGUCCUUCCACUUUAGAUGAAACUCAUGAUUUUUUGUAUGAAUUAUUUUCAGAUAAUGAUUUAAUACCAAUAAGUCAAAAAUAUCAGAGGUACAUUGCUAAACAAAUAGCUAGGUUUAGAACACCAAAAAUCCAACAACAGUAUAGUGAGAUCGGUGGUGGUUCACCUAUUAGAAGGUGGUCCGAGCAUCAGGCUGAGAAAGUUUGUAAAAUUUUAGAUAAAUCUUGUCCAGAGACUGCUCCACAUAAGCCUUAUGUUGCAUUCCGUUAUGCAAGACCUUUGACUGAUGAAACUUACAAACAACUAAUGGACGAUGGAAUUAAAAGGGCUGUUGCGUUUUCCCAAUAUCCACAGUUUUCUUAUUCGACGACUGGUUCAUCAUUGAAUGAACUGUGGAGACAGAUAAAGGCCCUAGAUCCGGAUAGAAGCAUCAACUGGUCUGUAAUAGAUAGAUGGCCGACUCAUGAAGGUUUAGCUAAUGCAUUUGCUGAAAAUAUUAAGAAAAAAUUACAAGAGUUCCCAGAAGAUAUUAGAAAAGAUGUUGUAUUAUUGUUUUCUGCUCAUUCUUUACCAAUGGAUGUAGUAAAUACCGGUGAUGCUUAUCCAGCGGAAGUGGCUUCAACUGUCCAUAGAGUAAUGGAGGUUUUAAACUUUAGUAAUCCAUAUAGAUUGGUUUGGCAGUCGCAGGUGGGUCCAAAGCCCUGGUUAGGUGCCCAAACCGCAGAGAUCACUAAAUUUUUGGAGGCCAAUGAAAAAGGUUUAAUAUUCAUUCCUAUUGCUUUCACUUCUGAUCAUAUAGAAACAUUGCAUGAAGUAGAUCUAGGAAUUAUUGGCGAGUCAGAUCAUAGCCAUAAAUUAAAAAGAUGUGACUCCCUAAAUGGAAGCGAGACAUUUAUCAAUGCAUUAGCAGACGUUGCUAAAAAUCAUUUAAAGAAGCAAGAACUAUACUCAAGACAAUUGCCAUUAGAUUUCAAAUUAGGGAAGUCCAACGAUCCAAUUAAAGAUUUAUCUUUAGUAUUUGGUGAUCAUAGCAAAGAUCAAAAGUAA
Messenger RNA from Vanderwaltozyma polyspora DSM 70294, 1221 nucleotides. It is a transcript of the gene HEM15, whose product is annotated as ferrochelatase HEM15. The record is from RefSeq and is a predicted model, not a curated record. NCBI's taxonomy places the organism in Eukaryota, Fungi, Ascomycota, Saccharomycetes, Saccharomycetales, Saccharomycetaceae. Gene Ontology annotation, molecular function: protoporphyrin ferrochelatase activity. Gene Ontology annotation, biological process: heme biosynthetic process. Bases 1 to 1221 code for a protein of 406 amino acids. The transcript has a single exon.